Fusarium odoratissimum NRRL 54006 is the source of this 1059-nucleotide messenger RNA. RefSeq lists its product as uncharacterized. Lineage: Eukaryota; Fungi; Ascomycota; Sordariomycetes; Hypocreales; Nectriaceae. Bases 1 to 1059 code for a protein of 352 amino acids. The transcript has a single exon. The record is from RefSeq and is a predicted model, not a curated record.
AUGAUAUCGCAAAAGCCUGGCAAGUUACCAGUGAGGCGCUUCCCUGGACAAUUGGCCCAACUACCAAGCCUCAUUGGGACGAAACGGGGCAGAGCAGGUCGGCCGAUGUAUGCUUCUGAACGACAAUGUAAAAGCUCUGGAUGCCACCAAGUUAUUUCCCUUCGAUCGAGGAGCGAACAUUGCUCAAGCUAUGACGGCGAUGACGGUGAUGGAACCACUAGCGCCGACGAGAAUAUUGCAGCUCAACACAACAGCCUUCUCGGAAAUCAAUUGUCUCCAGCACAGGCAACAGAUUUGCAACAGCUUUUGAGAGAAAGGUUCCGCUGUUGGAGUGAUGGGACAGAAUAUGCUGCGCCACCAGAGGACAGAUUGCCUCCAAGAAAGCGGUUCAAGGCAUUGCGGUGGGAAUCAGGUCUUUCACGAGCCGAGGAAGAGGAGGAUAGCGAAGAAGAAUUCGUUGCGGUCUCUCACCCAGAAUGCAAAACGGCUUUCCUUCACCUUGCUUGCCCUUUCUUCAUCAAUGCGCCAGAGAAAUACCAGCAAUGUCUUUUCAAAGAUGAUUUCGACUCCAUCGAGACAUUGAUCAAACAUCUCUUACGGCAUCAUAAUAGGCCUCUAUAUUGUCCUACGUGCCGCAAGACCUUCAGAACACUCAUUGACCGAGACGAUCACGCCUUGGAGAACGCUUGCAAAAGGAACACCAAAGAGCAGUUGGACGGGCUCACUGAAAGUCAAAAAGCCAAAUUGAUCAAGAGGGAUCGGUAUUAUCUAGGCGAGGCAACUCGUUGGCGUUGCAUUUGGUCCACAGUCUUCCCGGACUCGGAGCAGCCUCAAUCCCCGUACCUAGACGAUGGUAAUGGGCUGAGCGCUUCUAUGGUCAGGGAUUUCUGGACUGCCGACGGCCAAGGGGUCGUCUCUGACUUUCUCGCGGGCAAGGACAUACCUACUGAUGAGAACAAGGCAACAUAUAAUGCGAUUUGCCACACUGCAUUAGCGACCUUGAUGGAAUGGGUUUUCAAACAGGAUAGCAGGUCAACUUCUCCGACCUCUGAUGGAUAA